CUAUCAUAAAAAAAAAAUUGAAAUUACUAUCCACUUAUGAAAAACUUAAAAAAGAUGAAUCCGAACACCCGCCCACACCAUAGAAUUUCUCAAUGUUUAGUUAUUCUCAACCAUUGAAACCGUUCUAGUACGAGAAAGCCGUCCCGUCCUAAUUAUUUCUUUCGUUAUUUGUUUUUAAGAGGUUAUUUCUUUAUUUUCGUUUUACAAAGUAUUCUCUUUUCCUUCGUUUUUUUUUUUUUUGAAUAAUUCCUGUACACAGAUUUCGAUUAAAGUAUAACACGAUUAGGGUUACAAUUAUGAUUAGGAUUAGGGUUUUAUUAUCUGUUUUCAUGGUGAGAAAAGGUGAGCCAUAGAGACAUUACUCUCUAACUAACCCAGAAAGGUAACAUUACCCUUUAUAGAUUUGAUUGUCUGUUUUCAUGUUGAAGAUGUUUAUAGUAAAGGAAGCUGCCUAUGACGACACAUAUUUGGGACUUUGGAUUGGCAACAACACUUUGUGCGCCAUUGUAGAUUUUCAUUUUUCUACAUGGGUUGUUUGUCUCAAGGAAGAAUGUGCCAAUAUGCUAAUCUGAGGCAUUUUCUCAUACUUAUAUAUUCUUAUUUAUUUGCUUUUUAUGAACCAACCCUAUAUGUCCAGUCCAGAAAUGGUUAUGUUUGAUUUUUAUUUUAUUUUUUCGAAAUGGAAAAAAAAAAGCAAGACAUUUGACAAAAUUAGUCAAGUAUGAGAAAUUUGCCAAUUGUAAUCUAAGAAACUGUUAUUGACAGAAAAAUGACUUCUUUAUUUUUACAGUUAGGAGUCUCCCAAAAUAAAUGAGUGACCCUAAGUACUCAUACAUGUGUAACAUGCAUUUAUGCCAUUUUACAAUAAAAUAUUUAAAGCUGUUACAUAACAAAUUUCUUUAUCUCGUGCAAUUUUUGCAAAUGUUUUUUUUUUUUUCAUUCUUUAUUAAUGAGUAACAAAGUGAAAUGAGCUAAAUGACUUGUUUUUGGGAGUCAAUAGUAAAUGUUUUUGGGAGCUUUUGAAUGUUAUAUAAGGUAAGGUAUUCGUUUUAUUUUGGGAGUUAUUGGGCAAAGAGGUCUCUAUGUAAUGUAAGUGUUAUUUUUUGAGUAUUAUGUUAACUAACUUACAUCUGACAAAUGGCAAUAUGUACUAGUUCAAUAUAUACAUGCAAGCUUUUGAAUGGUAGGUUGCACAGUUACAGAGGAUGGCCCUUUGGUUUGACCAACAGGUUCAUCUGUGAGAAAUAUGUUUGACUUGUUGCUGCAAAGUAAUGUUGAGAAAGUAUAUACUGACUUACAUCUCAUCUAUAAUGCUUCGUGGAUAAGUAAAUUUACCAAGCUCUAUAUAAGUUCUCUACUUCUUAAACUAAACUACAAACUAUAAAAUAUAUAUUUGCUAGCAAAGCAGCUGAAUCAUUUCAGGGAUAUCUGCUUGAUACACUAGUGUUAAGUCUGAUCAAGUCUUGAACAUGGGACCUGGAGGUCCGGGUGGUGGUCCUGGUGGUCCGGGUGGAGGUCCUGGCUGGGGGGGUCCUGGAGGCCCUGGUGGCCCUGGUUGGGGGGGUCCUGGUCCAGGUGGCCCUGGUUGGGGUCCUGGUUUUUGGCCUGGACCUGGUGGCUUCUUCGGUGGCUUUGCUGAUGGUUUAUGCAGUAUGAUAUCAUCUUGCUUCUAUUGCUUGUGCUGUUGCUGGUUGCUGCAGGACUGCUUUGGUGGACCUCGUGGCGCGUAUGGUCCUCCUGGUCCUGGCGGACCGCCUCCUUUCUAAGUCGUUUUUCUUUUACUGCACCGAGACCAAAACUUGCUGUUGCUUUAUCUCAAUCUUUUUGGACACAAAUUGUAUUGAUCGUGUUUUGUUGUAUUUUUUUUACAAGUGUUGGAGGUGUUUGUUACUGUACUAGUUUAUGAUAAUGAAGAUCAUUUAAACAA
This is a messenger RNA of Cannabis sativa, 1927 nucleotides long. RefSeq lists its product as uncharacterized. The record is from RefSeq and is a predicted model, not a curated record. NCBI's taxonomy places the organism in Eukaryota, Viridiplantae, Streptophyta, Magnoliopsida, Rosales, Cannabaceae. The transcript is spliced from 2 exons. The coding region runs from base 1470 to 1766 and encodes 98 amino acids.